This is a messenger RNA of Aphis gossypii (cotton aphid), 3933 nucleotides long. RefSeq names its product docking protein 1-like. Bases 2380 to 3177 code for a protein of 265 amino acids. The record is from RefSeq and is a predicted model, not a curated record. The transcript has 3 exons. Gene Ontology annotation, cellular component: cytoplasm. Lineage: Eukaryota; Metazoa; Arthropoda; Insecta; Hemiptera; Aphididae. Gene Ontology annotation, biological process: cell surface receptor protein tyrosine kinase signaling pathway.
UAAAAAUAAUUUUACUGAAUAUAAUUAAAUUUAAAUACAUUGAUAUCCUAAUGUUUUUAAAUAAUCAAUUAAAUUAAAAGAUGAAAAUGCCCGGCUUCAAUAGUAAUUAAAGGAUAUUAUACUUCUUUAGCAGCAAUGCGAGCUUCAAGUUUAAAAUUUAAUAGUAAGAGAGAAAGCUGGAAUACCUUAUUGGCAUAAUUUAAACAUAUUAAAUCUUUUAAUGUUUCCAUAUAUUUUUAAACAUUUCUGUUGUUAUCGAUGGUAAGAAACAAAAAACAAAUUAAUUAAAAACGUAAUUUUUCUUACAAUUUACAAAUACCGUGAAUGAUGUAUAGUUGGUAAAAAUGUUUCGGACAAUAAGUGAAAGUUACGUCUGCCAAAAUAAAUUCAACUUUGUUACAUACAAAUUGGAGGUUUGUUUUACACGUCACUACAAUUAUUUGAGCCGACUCGUUUACAAACACAAAUUUUUCACCAUUAUUUAGUGUGAUGUCCGAUUCUAAUAUCUUAUUAAGAGCAUCUAAUAGAGACACAGGGGCCAGGGGGUAGAAGUUUUCGUCUUUCACAAUUCAUAGACUGUCUCAUAGCACUAAUAUAUUAUCUACAUUCACUGAAGACAUACAUACGAGUAAUACCUUCCUUAUAAUUUUUAAUGAUUUUUUGUAUGGUUAUAAUUAUUGUGAAUUACGUUUAAUGGCACAUCGAAUUUCUUUUAAAUCUGAAUCGAUUUUAUUGUUUUUGUGGUUGUGUUCAUUUUUAUUCCGUUUAAUAAAUACAUUUACAUUUGCAUUUGUCGUCACCGUAACGCUAACCUAGCCCUUUUAAAUAUGCCGCCCCCACCCCGAGAAAAAAAAUGUAAGUAGUAAAUAUUUAUAUGAUUUUUUUUCAUUGCUUACAAAAUUUGCCGCCCUAGGCGUAAAUACGGCCCUAGUGUAAUCCCGUAAGUUUUAUUUUUAUGAUUUUGUGAUGUUGAUUAUAAUUUAUAAUUAAUGUGAUUAAUUGGUAUGCGAUAUCUCUGUACUGAUGACAUCAUAAUUUGUAUAAUUUUUAGAAAUUUAUAUUUUGUCCUAUACUUUUACAUGUAUUUAUGUGUGACUGGCAUUACCCCGCUAUAUGGGUAAAAAAAAAAUAUAUUAGGUACACUUAACUCUAAAAUUUUGAAACUUAUACACAUAGUAACCUGAUAAUUCUAAUGAAAGUAUUAGAAAAAUUUUUGAAUUUUUAGUACUAGAGAUACAAGAAUUUCCGCUUAGGUGGCCGCCAUUUUCCCAUCCUCCCCUACUACUAAAUUGGACUAGGUAUGUCAUUUUAGAUAUAAAAAUAUAUAUUUUUUUAUUGAUAUAUAUUUUAAUGACGCCCUCUCCUAGAGUCGACGCGACGUAAGUCGGCGAGUAUUACAAUCAGGCGCGGAACCAGAGAGUAGGUCGGGUGGGCCCGGGCCCGCACUCAAAAUUUUUAAAAACAAUAAUUUUAAUUUUGAAUACUGGCAUUUUUUAUUUUAAAAUUUUUAUUACAAGUUUUAGAACCUAUUAUAUAUAUUAUAUAUUUAGUAAUCGCGCAUGGAGAGUAACAAAACAAUAUUUAUAUUCUACGCAUUCAAUCAUAAUUUUACUGUAUCAUCUUUUGUGGUUAAAUUUACGGGCCCACCCAAAAAUAUGUACCUAUUACUGGAUCCGCGCCUGAUUAUAAUAUCGUGUUUUUUUAAUAUAUGUAGAUACCUAUUAUUGUUGUGGGUACACGCGUUUCGGUAGUUCGUUGUUUACCGUGUCAGUGUGUUAUUGAUAGAUACAUGUGUAUUGUAAUAUUAUUGUUAUUUCGUCAUAACAAUAACCGUAUACGGCAUCACAAUAAUGGAACACACAAACGCAUUUCAAACGGUCUCGGCCAUUGAUAAGAAUAUAAAAACGAACACCGUGUGGAGUGAGGACACCGAAACGAUAACCCCCGGUGGCACCCCGCCUGAACUCUGACGCUAACUUCCAGUUUUCGCCUUUACUCGGGUGUAAUCAGCUGCUGCCCGCCGUAGUAGUAUAUUGUAGUAUAUAAUAUAAUAUUCACUAUCGAGCGAUUCCGCGCGCCGUUCAGUACUAUUCCCGAUUCCGGCGUGCGCCGCCCUCCGCGCACCGUUCCCGUUAUUGCCAAUAACGUACGAUUCGUUUUUUUCGGUUACCGCUCGUCAGUUUUAAAUUCUCCGUCGGUACUCACCGUACGACACAUAAUCGUGUAUCGUAAUUCACACGUACACUUACGAUUUUGUCGUUUCGGUGCUCGUCCCCCCACGUUGUAUGGUUUUUUUUUUUUAUAUAUAUUAUAUUAUUUUAUAAUAGUAUAAUAUAUUUAAAUAAAUAAUAAUAUACUUAUUACACAUUGUACGUAAAAAUGGGCUGCGUAUCCAGCAAGAGAAAAACUGGUUCGAAUUCGCUCAAGUUCAAAGUCACGAACGUAGAUUACAGUGGUAAUGAAAUAAAUCAUGGCCAAAUCGAAAUCACUGACAGCGAUUUGUUAAUGCAUUAUGCGAGUGAAAAAUCGACUAUUUCGUGUGCACUGAGCACGAUCCGACGCUAUGGAUAUGAAGAUUGUAUGUUCUGCUUCGAAGCUGGCCGCUCGUUUCCCUAUGGCGAAGGGAUAUUUGCAUUUAGAAGUAACGAUGCAGAAAAUAUCUUCAAAACUAUCAAAGGGAAAUUGCAGAUUUUAAAUGACAAGAAUAUAGCUAAAGAGAGGGCUUCUGAAGGUUUUUUUUAUGCUAGUCAAUUGCGCACCAACAGAAAUGAACAUGAAGAUGUUUAUGAUCAAGUUAGAUUUAGUGGAAUAAGAAGCUUCAAUAGAUCAAAUAAGAAGGAGGAAUCUCCAUACCUUGAGUUGGGUUCUAUCAAACCAUGUCCUACAUAUGCAAAUAUUAUACUGAAACCCAUUGAAAAUAAUGAAGAAUUGGUCUACAGUGGUAAUUCUUAUGUGACUCCUAAAGAAGAAGUUACAUAUACUGAAGUUGAAAUUGCUGUUUGCAAGACUAAAAAGAAGAAGGAGUUGCCAGUUCCCUCUAAGACGGAAAUUCCAGAGUAUACAGUUAUUGAUUUUGAACGUACAAGACACUUCAAUAACAGAGGUUUGUGUUCUCCUAAUUCAGGUGGUCGUACUUAUAGAACUAGACAUGAUGUUGGAGCGGUUACUCCUCCUUAAUAUUAUCAGAAACUAUUACACUUGCUUGCCUACAUGAAGUUUUUAAUACUAUAAUUGAACCCCGAAAUCAGCCUAUUAAAGAUAACGCUAUCUUUGUCAAUCAUUGACAAUUUUUUUAUUAAUUAAAUAUUGUUUAUUUAAAUUAAUUUUUAUUUCAUUAUGUUUUAAAUUUUUACGAUCCGAUUAUUAAAUUUUAUUUGUAGAAAAGAUGCUUUCAAAUUUUAGAUUAUAAAUUUAUAUUCCUGUUAUAAAAAUCAAGAUCUGCUAUUUGCGUAAUGCUUUUUUAAUCUGUUUUUUCAGUUUUGGCUAAUUUUAAUUUUAAUAUAUAAAAACAUUUUCCUAUAAUAAUCAUAACUUUUAAUUUUAUAUGUUUCAAAAUGUAAUUUACAUGUAUAUCAUAUAUACAUAUAAAAUACCAUAACCACCAUCAAUGGCAGUGAAAAUAGGGAACCAUUACAUGUCAGUAGGUGUGUGGGUAUCUUAAUAAUUUCUUAUGUACUUUGAUGAAUUUGAGUUGUGGGUUAUGGUGUGGAAAGGAGGUGCCCUCCUACAUUAACAAGAAAACAACUAAAUAAUCAAUUUAUAAACAAAAUAGUUUAGACUAUUACUUUAGUGGCUUUACUGACCACUAUACAUUCCAAAUAUUUGUGAUGUUUUUUAUAUCAUUAUUUUAUAAGCACAAAUAAUUUACUAAAAAUGUACUGAAUCACAAAUUUUUAAAAUAGGUUUGUGAUAAAUUGUCUAAAAAAAUAUGUA